GCACAAGUCUUUUAUCAGGAGCAGCCGACGAUGGACAAUUCAUACGUCCGAGAUGGCAGCGGCUCAGUAACUGAUAUUCUACCACAUACUCCAGGCGCGUCGUCACCGAUCGCAACAGCGUCGGGCCGCACAAGUGCAUUGUCGACUCGAAUAACAAGUGUCCUCUCGACUUCUUAUGCAGACCUUGAUUUGCGAGAUGCACUGGAGACAUUAGACAUUCGCGGCUUUACCAAUACACAAGACUCAAGGCGUAACUUGCGGCUUGACUUGCAGCAAGAAGUCAUUCAAUGCAAUGGCGAGAUUAUAAAGGCUUUUGGCCAGGUGGCAGAGCAACUGAGACGCAUUGGCUCUGUAAUAGAGAGCUUGAAUAAACGAUGCGCUGAUAUGCGAGCACAUAUAUCGGCUUCGAAAGAAGAAGUCGGCUUGGUCGUUGCCGAGGGAAAUGAGAUUUUAGCGCAGAAGUCUCAGAUCGAAACCAAGCAGCAGAUACUACAAGCUUUCAAAACGCACUUCGUGAUUUCAGAUGAUGAAGUCGCGUCUCUGACUUCCUCUUCAGAGCCCGUUAACGAUGAAUUCUUCCGCGUCAUGGCGAAAGUGAAGAAAAUAAACCAGGAUUCAGAAGUGCUUCUCGGCACGGAAAAUGAGAAGCUCGGACUCGAGAUACUGGACCAAAGCUCGAAGCAGCUCAACGCGGCAUACCAAAAGCUGUACCGCUGGAUCCAGAAAGAUUUUAAGACUCUUGACCUUGAGAAUCCACAAAUCAGCUCCUCUAUCAGGAGGUCGCUUCGCGUGCUCGCAGAGCGCCCAGCACUAUUCCAAAGUUGCAUGGACUUUUUUGCUGAAGCUAGAGAACAUAAUCUGUCAGAUUCAUUCCACGCAGCGCUAACUGGCGGGCCUGGUGCGGACACAUAUGGAAAACCGAUUGAAUUUCAUGCUCAUGAUCCGCUACGCUAUGUUGGGGAUAUGCUAGCCUGGGCCCAUUCUGCAGCAGUAUCAGAGCGCGAGGCACUCGAGGUUCUCUUCAUCGCCGAGGGCGAUGAGCUUGCAAAGGGGAUUAAGGCAGGUAUUGACGCAGAUCCAUGGAGCAGGCGUGAUGUGGGGGAGCAGGAGGAGGUCUAUGACGGCCGAAAUGCUCUUAACGAGCUCGUCAAUAGAGAUCUUGCUGGCGUAGCUCGACUUUUGAGACAGCGAACGGAGCAGGUAAUCUCAAGUCACGAGGAUGCAACGCUGGCUUACAAGAUCGCAAAUUUGAUAUCCUUCUACCGUAAUACAUUCGAAAAACUUAUUGGCGUUGGCUCUACCUUUCUGGAAACACUUGAUACCUUGGAGAGUUCUGCACAGCGGCAAUUCAGAGCAAACAUGCGCGAUCAUGUUGCCUCCAUUCAAGCCGAGCUCUCCGUAACUCCUACCAACGCCUCACCUCCGGAUUUCUUGCACGAGUGUUUUGAGACAUUGCGUGCUCUAAUGAAAUCCUAUGAUACAUCCUACGCUGCCUCAAAAGUUGGUGAAGAGGCAUUUCAACUGGUGCUGCAAGAGGCGCUAGAUCCAUUUCUCAAAGCCUGCGAGAGCUUGAGUAAGCGCAUGUCUCCACCAUUGAGCGAUAUGUUCAUGGUAAAUUGCAUCCUCCAAGCUAAGAUGACGUUGGCUCCAUACUCUUUUGUGGCAUCCAAACAGGCGGAGCUUGACAAGAUUCUGGACCAAUGCUCGAAAAAUCUCAUAGAGAUACAGUACGAAUUCUUCGUGGAUAAUUCAGGCCUAGAGCCCAUAUUCGACGCAAUAUUCUCGCUGGCAGAUUCGAAAGAAGACCUUGCUAAGAUACCCGGCCUGGAGGUAUUCCAGCCUUCGGCGUUGAUGGCGGCAAGCCAACAAUUAGAUGAAUUUCUACCGAGCGCCUUGAUGGAUGCCAUGGAUCAUUUGAAGCAAUUGGAAAGCCCUGUAACGGUUAGAAAUAUCACGGAAGCUGCUGCAGAGAAAUUCUGUGCUGAUUUCGAGAUUGUGGAGAGCAAACUGAUUGCGGCAGAUAAGCUUGAAGAGGGCAGAGAUGGGAAAGAGAAUGAGCCUGAGUAUGAAAAACCACGGCUCAGAGAUCUGUUUCCUAGGACAAGUGAUGAGAUUAGAGUGUUGCUUAGUUGAAUGUCUGCCAUUGGAAAAGAGCUUUGGCUUUGCCCAAAAAUAAGAUCAUCUCAACCCGCAUUCCGUAGGUAUAAGAGAUAUGAGUUUUUGUUACUUCUCGCUUCACGCUCAACUGAGGUAGAAAAACGAAGGCUGAAAAGUUAGUUGGACGUGUUGAUAUUUGAUCACAUGACGAUGAAAUCUUGACGAUGUUAUGCAGGCACAAUGCCUGAGAGACCGUCU
This is a messenger RNA of Verruconis gallopava, 2355 nucleotides long. RefSeq lists its product as uncharacterized. Bases 31 to 2133 code for a protein of 700 amino acids. The record is from RefSeq and is a predicted model, not a curated record. The transcript has 2 exons. NCBI's taxonomy places the organism in Eukaryota, Fungi, Ascomycota, Dothideomycetes, Venturiales, Sympoventuriaceae. Gene Ontology annotation, biological process: intra-Golgi vesicle-mediated transport. Gene Ontology annotation, cellular component: COG complex.